This is a messenger RNA of Hyla sarda, 1285 nucleotides long. RefSeq names its product myozenin 2 (gene MYOZ2). The coding region runs from base 251 to 1045 and encodes 264 amino acids. The record is from RefSeq and is a predicted model, not a curated record. Lineage: Eukaryota; Metazoa; Chordata; Amphibia; Anura; Hylidae. The transcript is spliced from 6 exons. Gene Ontology annotation, molecular function: telethonin binding; FATZ binding; actin binding. Gene Ontology annotation, cellular component: actin cytoskeleton; Z disc.
AAGUUUAAAAGUUGUAAGAGUCAGGAGUGUUAAAUCUAUAUUUAGCCAGUUGAUGUCAUUGAGAUGCCAGGCUUUGUAGAGUGCGUGAGACCCCCGGUUUGCCUCCAUACCAGCUACUAUGCAUGGAAAGUCUGUCCAGCAGUAGGAAGGUCAUUCACACUUGUAGCACAGUAGGAGCAAUCCAUUCAAACUGCCUGGCCGUUCUCCAUCCGCAGAACACAGCCUGCAGUAACCUGAAGUAAAGAAGACAAUGUUAUCACACACUGCCCUACAGAAAGAAAGGCGCGCACAAGCCUCAGCCAUCAUGAGGGAGAUUCAGGGAAACGAGUCAGAUGACCUUGACCUAGGAAAAAAAAUAAGUGUCCCCAGAGACAUCAUGCUGGAAGAGCUUUCUCUCCUCAACAACCGAGGAGCAAGACUUUUUAAGAUGAGACAGAGAAGAUCUGACAAAUACACAUUUGAAAACUUUCCUUAUGAAAUGAGGCCACAGACCAAUCAAAACCAGGUUAACCAGAAUGGAAAGGCAGAAGACACCUUUACGGAAUCUAGCCAACAAACAGCUCCACAAACACCUCCUAAUACGCCAGAUCCAAGGAGCCCUCCAAACCCUGAAAAUCUUGCACCAGGAUACACAGGUCCACUUAAAGAAAUUCCUCCAGAAAAAUUCAAUGAGACUGCUGUUCCUAAGUAUUACAUGUCUCCUUGGCAAGAGGCAAUUGUGAAUGACCCAGAUCUGCUAGAAGCUCUAUAUCCUAAAAUGCCCACUCUGGGAAACAAUGUGGAAGCUCCAGACUACAGAAGUUUUAACAGGGCUGCAACUCCAUUUGGGGGAUUUGAAAACGCAUCCAAAAUGAUCACCUUCAAGGUUCCAGAAUUUCACCUUCCUUCUGUGAACGACCUUAUGUUUGACAUGUCUAUAGAUCCUAUCAGGGCAAGAAAGUCCUUUAACAGAGCACCGCAAGGAUGGACAUCGGAAAACCCCCAUAUUAUAGUCUCUUCUGAUUUAAUCUUCAACCCUGAUGUCCCAGAAUCUGAUGAUCUAUAAAAUCUCUAAAGUGAAAUCUUAAGUCAAGAAUGUUUCUUUCCCAUGUACAAUAGCUUAGUUAUGGAUUUUAUGUUUCUCAUUUAUAUAUUGCAGCCUCUAGUAAUACCUGCUUUUCAGAAUAUAUCAUGUUUUAUUUUUUUAACUGGCAUGUUCAGUCCUGUGAUGGUAAAUUGUGGCCUAUGAUCUCUACUUGUUAUCAAUAAAUGUAAUCAAUAAAUCAUAGCGGUGAGUUCACUACUG